GUUAUUAAGAAGAUAUUUAUUAGUAAGGCCAAAAACUGCUGAUAAUGAACUUCUUUUUCUGUCAAAACACAGAAAACAACUAAUAGUUGGGUCCAUCAGUGCUAUUGUUAAAAGAAUAGCCAAUAAUGCAGGAGCUAAAGGUAGAUUUAUAGCUUAUAGCAUUAGAAUUAGUAGCACAACAGCUGCAAUAGAAGCAGGUUUGUCUUUGAUACAAAUAUGUACUAUAGAAAGUUAG
Molecule: messenger RNA, 235 nt
Organism: Scutellospora calospora
Lineage: Eukaryota; Fungi; Glomeromycota; Glomeromycetes; Diversisporales; Gigasporaceae
Source: the annotation of a GenBank genome assembly